AUGAAAUCUCCCAAUGGGAAAAUGGCAGGAACAUCAAAAAACCCUCAAGUCUCUAUUGCUGCUGUUAAUAGGAACCAUGAUAAUAGUAGAAAAGAGAUGAACUCGCAAGGAAGAGGGAGUGAUGAGAAUACGAAAGGGAAAAAACUACCAGAACAACAACAAAAACAACAACAAAAACAACAACAACAACAACGGGAAAGAGAAAAGGAAAAAGAAAAAGAAGAGAAAUCAACAGAUUUACUAAAGACUGAUCCUUCUGUUCAUUCUUAUGUUUCUCAGGAAAAGACAUCUUCUACUGAAAAGGAACCCAUUAGAAGACCUUGGCCACCAUUUCCCUCUUCUCAUCCCUUUUCAAGAGAUCGUCUCUCUAUUGGCGGUAAUAAUAAUAAUAAUAAUAAUAAUAAUAAUAAUAAUAAUAAUAAUAAUAAUAAUAAUAAUAAUAAUAAUAAUAAUAAUAAUAAUAAUAAUAACAAUAUGAAUGGUAGGUGUAGUAGCAGUGAGAGUAAUAAUGAGAUCGUGCAGUCGCCCAUCAUAAUACAUCGUCCUUUCAUUCACUCUGAGAGUGUCGGUCGUAGUAGUGAUAGUAACGGACUGCGUAGUUCACUAACAGUCCGACAACAGGAGGCACUGCGGCAAACACCAAAUGCACUCAUUCGGCGUCACACUCCACCACCACAACGACUCUGCGUUACGAAUAAUAUGAUGAGUCAUGACUACUAUAGUAAUAUUAAUAAUAAUAAUAAUAAUAAUAA
Messenger RNA from Trypanosoma theileri, 752 nucleotides. RefSeq lists its product as uncharacterized. The record is from RefSeq and is a predicted model, not a curated record. The transcript has a single exon. The annotation marks the transcript as partial. Lineage: Eukaryota; Euglenozoa; Kinetoplastea; Trypanosomatida; Trypanosomatidae.